This is a messenger RNA of Gloeophyllum trabeum ATCC 11539, 1327 nucleotides long. RefSeq names its product mitochondrial NAD-dependent isocitrate dehydrogenase subunit 2 precursor. Gene Ontology annotation, molecular function: NAD binding; isocitrate dehydrogenase (NAD+) activity; magnesium ion binding. Gene Ontology annotation, biological process: isocitrate metabolic process; tricarboxylic acid cycle. The transcript is spliced from 14 exons. Lineage: Eukaryota; Fungi; Basidiomycota; Agaricomycetes; Gloeophyllales; Gloeophyllaceae. The record is from RefSeq and is a predicted model, not a curated record. Bases 34 to 1155 code for a protein of 373 amino acids. Gene Ontology annotation, cellular component: mitochondrion.
GCUCCUUGACAUUGGAUAUCCCCUCCUUGUAAAAUGUUACCCCCCCGGGCUCUCUCUAGCGUUGCGCAGGGCGCACUCAGACGUGCUCAGCCUUUCCGAACGUAUGCUUCGGCUUCGCCCACGGCUGCUUUUGCUGGACAGAAGGGCAGCAAUGGAAAAUACACUGUCACGUUGAUUCCUGGCGACGGUAUUGGACCGGAAAUUAGCCAGUCGGUCAAGGACAUCUACAGUGCUGCAGGCGUCCCUAUUCAAUGGGAGGAGGUCGACGUCACGCCAGUCCUGAAAGGUGGAAAGACCGUGAUUCCUGACCCUGCAAUUCACUCCGUGAGGAAGAACACGGUGGCUUUGAAGGGUCCCCUGGCGACGCCGAUUGGCAAGGGUCACGUCUCCCUGAACUUGACCUUGCGACGAACGUUCAACUUAUUCGCUAACGUGCGUCCUUGCGUGUCCAUCAAGGGCUUCAAGACAGCCUACGAUGAUGUCAACACUGUCUUGAUUCGGGAGAACACUGAGGGAGAGUAUUCCGGUAUCGAGCACGAGGUUGUGGACGGAGUCGUCCAGUCCAUCAAGCUCAUCACGUGGGACGCGUCUGAGCGUGUUGCCAGAUACGCGUUCCAUUAUGCUCAGACCCAGGGCCGGUCUCGAGUGACUGCCGUGCACAAGGCAAACAUCAUGAAAAUGUCGGACGGCAUGUUCCUGUCGGCUUGCCGGGAGGUCGCAAAGGAGUUCCCGAACAUCAAGUAUGAUGAGGACCUAUUAGACCGAGUUUGUCUCCAGAUUGUCCAAAAUCCUCGGCCCUACUCCGACCGUGUCAUGGUGAUGCCGAACUUGUACGGUGACAUCUUGUCCGAUAUGUGUGCAGGUCUCAUUGGAGGACUUGGUCUAACACCGUCCGGCAACAUCGGUCGCGACGCUUCUAUUUUCGAAGCUGUUCACGGUUCCGCGCCGGAUAUCGCAGGCAAGGGAUUGGCUAACCCGACUGCGCUGCUGUUAUCCUCCUUGAUGAUGCUGAGACAUAUGAACCUAAAUGAACACGCGGAGAAGAUCGAAAAAGCGACACUCACGACCAUCGCUGAGGGGAAGCACAUCACCGGUGACCUGGGAGGGAAGGCGUCUACGAAGGAGUAUACCUCUGCUAUUAUUGAGAAGUUGUAACCGUGACUAUUUGCAGAGAUGUCAUGGCAUGCUGCUACAUUAUAGCACGCGUUGGACACUCCAAUAGAUCUUAAUUUAUAAACGGCGUAUCCAUGAUAGCUGAUUCUGCACGCCAGCAUAUACAGAGGUUGUCGUCUGCGCUGCCAGACUGCGAUCCGAGAGCAGGAACGAG